Molecule: messenger RNA, 1089 nt
Organism: Notodromas monacha
Lineage: Eukaryota; Metazoa; Arthropoda; Ostracoda; Podocopida; Cyprididae
Source: the annotation of a GenBank genome assembly
AUGAUUUUUAAUGAGUGUAAGCUGAUGGCGAUGUCAAAUUUGAAAGCGCUCAGCUCUGACCAGGCCGAAGAGGUCGAGGCGAUGGAGUCCAUUUACCCAGAGGAAUGGAAGAAGCUUGAAUGGAAUAAGUUUAAACUUCAAUUCGAUCUACAACACGUGAAGCACAGUUUUGCGACAAAACCGGUGCUGGAGCUGAUCGUUGGAUUAUCUUCGGGAUACCCGGAAGUCGCUCCUCCGACGUAUGAACUAAAAAUCAGCCAUCCUUCAGUGAUCGAAAAACGGUUGAUAGAUAACCUCGGUAUGCAGCUGGAGAACCUUUAUUUGGAUAACAUCGGAUCCCCGGUUUUAUUCGAAUGGGGCAAACAAGUGGAGACGUUCGUGAAGGAACUCAACAUUCCCAAUGAAAAUGAAGAACGUCAUGGGCUGCUCGAUGUGACGGUGUCCCCGAUCCCGGAAAUCGACAUGCACGACAGUUUGGAUUCGUUAGAUUUGACAUUUUAUGACAGCACCCCGAAAUCUAUACCGAUCUUGCACAGUUCAGUGAUCACUGACAGAAAAAGUCGGUUUCAAGCUCAUGCUGCUGGUGUGACUAAUUUGGCAGAAGUAAGAUCGGUGGUGGAGCAGCUUUUAGCCUUUCGGCAAAUUCAAGCAGCCACGCAUAACGUGCGAGCUUAUCGAUUUUAUUGUCCCGAAAAGCGAGUGAUUCAUCAAGACUGUGAUGACGAUGGAGAGAGUCAAGCGGGGUCGAGAUUGUUGCAUCUGUUGAAAAUGACCCAUUCGAUGAACGUGAUAGUAGUCGUCUCUCGUUGGUACGGAGGUCAUUUGCUCGGACCUGAUCGUUUCAAGCACAUCAACAACGUGGCGCGAGAAGCACUCGUGGAAGGAGGGUUUUGUGAUACCGAGUCGAGUAGGAUGGAAAGCUCGAAAAUGAAUGAAGGAACCGAAUGUAACAAAAGCGAAACCAGGAAGAAAGGUCGACGAUAAAGCGUGCUCGUUUUUAUUGAUUCGCAGCUACUGUUUUUCGAUAAAUUUCGGAGCUGCAAAUUCAAUCCAGCCUUUUUUCCAGCUCGAGUUUAUUUUUUUUCGUAU